UAAAUGUGAUCGUUCAUGAUGUUUUAUAAUAAUAAAAUAUCUUCUUUAUACCUAAUUUACAUGCUCUCUGAAGGAAUUAGAAUAAGCUUCUCUUGUUUUAUGGGGUAAGCUAUUAGGAUAAGUUUUAUGAAUCAGGUUUGAUUUCAUGUGAGAUAGCCCACUAAUAAGUAUUAUUUCUCUAUAGAAUUCCAAUUGCCUGUUAAAGAGAAAGUGACAAGUCCCUACAUGUUUUAUGAUUAUUCAUAUGAAAUAUUGUAAAUAAUUCAAUCCUAACAUACAAGAAGUAGUAUAAUAGCCUAUCACCAAAACAAUAAUUCUAUGACCUGUUGUACAUACUGCUAUGAAAUGUUGCUGGUAGUUCAUUUUGCCUAUAGCUCAAAAUUAUUAUAUACUGUAUAUCAUCAUUACCAUAUAAUUCAUUCAAAGGUACAUGUGGAUUAGUAAAUAUGGUCCAAAGAAAAACAUUAAACAGGAUAACCUGUUUUAGGUUAGGAUGUCUGAAACAAUGUAUGGUAAGACAUGAUAGAACAUCAUGUAAUUCCAUGUAGAACCCUCCAUGAACAUUUUAGCAAUAUAGCCAUGUCAAUCAACAAGUAUCCAAGCAAUAAAAAUAACAAAAUUAUUCGCUCAAUCCUUUCAAUAGUAAAGCCUGAAGAAAUCCACUUCAUUCAGGAAAUCAAUGAAUAUUAUUAAUAUAUAAAUUCAGUAUUAUAAUAUUCUUUAUUGCAACUAAUAUUGCUUAAUCUUCUCAGAACUUCAAGGUAUUUUCAUUUCCUUUCCAGUCCAAUAAUUUUUAAAAUAAGUGCAUUGCAAGUAAGGUAUUUUUACAUUUAAAUAAUAGCCGCUCAGCCAAUUUCCCCUUGAUGACUACACAUCUUCACCACGAGCGCGCUGUCGGCGUUUCUCCUGCUCAAGCUUCUGCUUGCUCCAGCUCCUGUUCCCCUAUUCUGUACCCAGUGCCCACACGUGGAAGCGCAUAUAAAAUUUCUAGUGUUUUUUAAUUAUUUUAUUUUUAUUCAGUUUUCUUUCUAGUUUUGUAUCGACGGGAUAAUAAAUAAUUGAAAUUGGAAUCUGAUAUCUCGUUCUGCAUUUUAUCUUCAUUUAAUUUUGCAAUAUUGCAAUAGAAUUACAAACAACAGUUUUACAGUACUGCAAAAGAAAAGGCAAAGCAUCAUGAAUCCAGUAUUGAAGGUGAAGUCUGAGCCAAGAGACAUGGAUGAAGACGACAUCAAAGAAGAGAUUGACAUUGACUACACCAUGUCCUGGCUUGGCAAACAGGAAGUUUUGGUUGACGAACAGGUCUCCUCCAACCCUGGAAGUUCACUCACUGUUAAAGAGGAGGAAACGCACUCAACUGGAGAAGAAUCUGUAAGAGAAGGAGAUGAUGAAGAAAACGAAAGCACAUUAAGCAAAGAGAUAACCUUGCCCACUGCUUAUGUACUGCAUAGUAAUGCAAGAAGACAAUACCAAAACCAGAGCUCAGAUCACGAAUUUGUGUCUCAAUCAGCUGGUAGUUGUGGUGAUUCCUCUGAAGAAGAAGGAGGAGGAAACGAAAACUGUGAAUCACAAGAUGGAAACAAUGAAAUACUGGUAGUAAAAACAAAACCUAAUCGAAACCGAGAUGUCAUAGAUCAGGGAGAUAGAAAUGCAACACUCAAAACGACAGUUACAGAGCCUCAUCAGUGUUCAGUCUGUACAAAACACUUCUCUCGUAGUAGUUACUUGAAUGUCCACAUGCGAACUCACACCAAAGAGAAACCUUACCAGUGUACAGUCUGUACAAAACGUUUCUCUCAAUCUAGUGCUUUGAAUUUUCACAUAAAAACUCACACCAAAGAGAAACCUUACCAGUGUACAGUCUGUACAAAACGUUUCUCUCAAUCUAGUAAUUUGAAUUUUCACAUGAAAACUCACACCAAAGAGAAACCUUACCAGUGUACAGUCUGUACAAAACACUUCUCUCGUAGUAGUGACUUGAAUGUCCACAUGCGAACUCACACCAAAGAGAAACCUUACCAGUGUACAGUCUGUACAAAACGUUUCUCUCAAUCUAGUACUUUAAAUAUUCACAUGAGAACUCACACCAAAGAGAAACCUUACCAGUGUACAGUCUGUACAAAAAGUUUCUCUCAAUCUAGUGCUUUGAAUUUUCACAUAAAAACUCACACCAAAGAGAAACCUUACCAGUGUACAGUCUGUACAAAACAAUUCUCUCAGAGUAGUGAUGUGAAUGUCCACAUGCGUACUCACACCAAAGAGAAACCUUACCAGUGUACAGUCUGUACAAAACACUUCUCUCAUAGUAGUGACUUGAAUGUCCACAUGCGAACUCACACCAAAGAGAAACCUUACCAGUGUACAGUCUGUACAAAACGUUUCUCUCAAUCUAGUACUUUGAAUAUUCACAUGAGAACUCACACCAAAGAGAAACCUUACCAGUGUACAGUCUGUGCAAAAAGUUUCUCUCAAUCUAGUAAUUUGAAUGUCCACAAGCGUACUCACAUGAAAGAGAAACCUUACCAGUGUACAGUCUGUACAAAAAAAUUCUCUCGGUCUAAUACUUUGAAUGUUCACAUGUGUACUCACACCAAAGAGAAACCUUAGCAGUGUACAGUCUGUACGAAAAGCUUCCCUCGGUCUCAUCAUUUGAAUUACUCACACCAAAUGGUAGCCUUAUAAGUGUACAGUCGGUACAAAGAGCUUUACUGUUUCUUGCAAUUUGAAUCUUUUUUUGUUGAUACACAAGACAAUUUGAAAUCUUGCAGAUAUGAAGCACUCUCAUCAGCCUGAUUCCUUACCUGCCUAAUAAGACUGUUUUGAGGUCGAAAUGUUGAGAAUUGUUGAUACUAGAGAGUAUUUCAAAUGAGAUGUCAAAAAAUCUUACUUCAAUCCUUUUGUCAACUAUUACAAUGGUUCAUUCACCCCCUUGUACCAUGAAAAACAUUUUCUCCCAUGAGCAGCUUCAUGUAGGUGGAGAGUAGUGAUUUGAAGGUGGUAGGUGAGGGGGAAUGCGCUGGAUGGUCCCAUUCAGAGCAAUUGCUUUGUGGUGAUGGCCAUGUUGGUUUGGCAGGGUGAAAACCUGACUCCAUGUAAGCAUAGCUAUGACUUCAAAAAUAAAUGUCCUUCGGCCCUGAAAUCUUUAGUACACUUAUAUUAUGAACCUGCCUUGUAGAGCAAUUUUUCCUAAUAUGAAUAUUAUGUUGGAAAACAUAAUGUUCACUGCAAAUGUGGAAAUCUAAUAGAUGAUUGACAUGAUGAUACUCUUGUUUUUUUUAUUUUUUAUGAAAGACUAACGACGUGAUUUGCUUAUUCUUUCGAUCUAUGGACCUUUUUUAUUAUAUUUCCUUGCUUUUUCCAUUCUUAUUCAUUUAAUAUUAUCCAAUACAAAGAACCCCUUGAGAUUUCAAUCAUAAUUCUUUAGAAAAUAAUUCUAGUAUUUUUAUAAUGAUGUAUAGAAUAUAUUACUUUUAUAUACAAAAAGUCUUGAACAUUGUUAAUGUAGAAUGAUAAUGAAUCAUAUUAGUGGUUUAUUUUAGUCACAUUAUUUUUUGUACUAAAAUCUUCUACAGUACUGCCAUCUUAAGCCCGGUUGCAUAAAGCCUGUUGAAUUCUAAUCAUGAUUAAAUCCACAAGAACCAAUGAGAGAAUGCUAUUUUCAUAGUAUGCAUAGUAUUUUAACGUAAGGCUGUCAAUCUUUCAUUGUUCAUUUGUAUAAACACUACCUCAUGUCUUUUGAGUAACGCAACGUCAAUUGAAUAAUCAUAUUAUGCAACAUUGACUUUCACCAAUUUAAAAUACUGAAUCUAUUUUUUUCAUUUAUUUUAGUUUAUAUUUAGUAGUCAAACUAAUGCUGUAUGCAGCAUUAUGUAUCUGAUUUUCAUAAUUGUCGAAGUGUUCAUGUUUAUAAAAAUAAUGUUCAGUAUGAUUUUAUUUCUGAAACAGUAAAAGCUAUUUUUCUACCAAAGUGGCUUUAAAAGUAUAAAGUAUUAAAUUUUAGUGUUAAUAGUUGUGUUUAUGUUCAUCAAAAUAAUGUUCAGUAUAAUUGGUA
Messenger RNA from Nilaparvata lugens (brown planthopper), 4048 nucleotides. RefSeq names its product zinc finger protein 664. Bases 1174 to 2604 code for a protein of 476 amino acids. Gene Ontology annotation, molecular function: RNA polymerase II cis-regulatory region sequence-specific DNA binding; DNA-binding transcription factor activity, RNA polymerase II-specific. Lineage: Eukaryota; Metazoa; Arthropoda; Insecta; Hemiptera; Delphacidae. The record is from RefSeq and is a predicted model, not a curated record. Gene Ontology annotation, biological process: regulation of transcription by RNA polymerase II. The transcript has 5 exons. Gene Ontology annotation, cellular component: nucleus.